This is a messenger RNA of Cheilinus undulatus (humphead wrasse), 4322 nucleotides long. RefSeq names its product protein SON (gene sonb). Gene Ontology annotation, biological process: regulation of mRNA splicing, via spliceosome; regulation of cell cycle. NCBI's taxonomy places the organism in Eukaryota, Metazoa, Chordata, Actinopteri, Labriformes, Labridae. Gene Ontology annotation, molecular function: RNA binding. The record is from RefSeq and is a predicted model, not a curated record. Bases 20 to 2953 code for a protein of 977 amino acids. The transcript is spliced from 20 exons.
AUGGAUUGCACAAUGAAAAAUGGCGGCCAACUUGGAGCAAAUAUUCCAAGAUUUUAUUUUGAAUAAGAUUAGAGAAAUUGAAGAUCAGAAAGAAGACAAAGCUGCUGUUGAAGCAGCUGUCGCUGGCAGUGAAACAACGGCAGCAGAGAAAGGGACAUCAGAAGGAGACAAAGAGGAUGAGUUAAAGGGCAGCAGUUCACACAAAAAGCACAAGAAGCACAAAAAACACAAAAGUAAGAAGAAGAAGAAGAACAGAGAGAAGGAGAGCAGCUCUGAGUCAGACGGAGGUACCAGCAAAACAAGAAGAGGAACCCCAACAGGAGGCAGUAAGGAGCGAGGUGAAGCAAAUGAGAGGAAGUCCAGGAACCACAAACGUCACUCCUCAGGGAAGAGGAAGAAGAAGAAAAGGAGGCGGAAAGAUGAAGAAAACUCUUCUGAUUCAGACUCAGAGUCGAAGCAAAGGGAGAGUAAAAGUGGUCAAAAGUCAUCCCCAAAGUCACGAGAGGAGCUGCCUGAUAUUAUCCCAAAACAGGACAGCUCCAGUAAACUGAGAGGAGACAAAGAGAGGAGGAGCUGCCGUCGCUCUCGUUCACAGUCACAUUCCCGUUCUCACUCACAUUCCCACUCAGAGAGGAAGAAGUCUCACUCUCCGACACACAACCGAAGAAGAUCUCGGUCACGCUCAUUAUCGAGCUCAAAGCAACACCAGACCCGGUCCAGGUCUCCUGAAAAGAGAGAGUUUUUGGAUGGAACCAAGCAAGUUUUACAUGAGCCUCCUAAAGACCUGGAGCUACCUCAGCUGGCCUCCAGUCCUCCACAAAUAAACAUCAAAGAAGAGGAGGUGACAGAGUUGAGGGCAGAGCUGCGGAGCUCGGAGAGUCAGCUAGCUGCAGAGAAAAAGGAAGACACUACAGAGAAUACAACAGAAGAAAACGGUUCUGGUGCAUGCCAGUCCAGGCUGUCAGAGUCCAUACCAACUGAACCUGACUGUACCGCUGAGUCCCGCCCCUCGCAGGCUAAGACAGAGAUUAGAGCUACAGCAAAAUCGCCAGAGAAGAAGAAGAGAAAACCAUCAAGAUCUCCUCAGACAAAAAAAGAUUCAAAGUCUUCAAAGAGACAGAAACGAUCCAAGACACCGAGUCGGAGCCGCAGGAGAGGAUCGAGAUCAAGGAGUCGCUCGAAGAAAAGGAGGUCACGGUCAAGGUCAGGAGGUCGGAGGUCACGGAGGUCACGGUCACGCAGUCGGAGGAGGACAACAUACAGCCAGAGGGACCGCUGGAAACGAGAGCCAAGUCAUUCCCCUGUUCUCAUCCUCCGGAAAAAUAGAUCCCCGAACAGGAAACAUGGCAGCUCGAGCGACAGUCCGCAGCGUAUCAGUGAGCUUGAUAAGGAGCAACUAUUGGAAAUUGCCAAGGCCAAUGCGGCUGCCAUGUGUGCCAAAGCAGGAAUGCCGAUUCCUGCUGGUCUGAGGUCAGCGAUGCUGCCCCUGGCUCUACCCAGCAUGGCCAUGAACGCUGCCAUGGCCAGUAUGACCGCUGCCACCAUGACGGCUGCUCUGACUAACAUGGGCGCCCUGUCAUCUCUGCUACCACUGCCUUCAAUCACCAACAAACCUCCUGCUGCCGCGUCCCAGCCUAAUAUGUCCGCUCUAGAGGAGGUGAAGCGCAAAGUGGCGAAGCAGGCCAACAGCAUCAGCAUCAAGGAGUUCACUGAUAAAUGUAAGAUGAUCGUGGACAGUAAAGGCGAGCUCCCGGUGGCGUUGCCUCAUGUUUCAGAUGAAGAGGAUGAAGGGAAACCGUUUGGAGCAUCAGCUCUGAAAGAGCAGAAAGCCAUCAGCUUUAGCAUCAAUAAUACAACAGUUCGUCCUGCUCCUGCUGUGCGCAGCGAUGCAGGAAUGGCGAAAGAGUUUCCUGUUUCUUCAGGAUCACAACAUCGGAAGAAGGAGGGGGAGACACUGGGCGUGUAUGGAGAGUGGGUUCCUGUGGAGAAAUCAUCAGAAAAAGCUUCAGCACCAUCCAGAAAGGCAACGGCCGCUGUUCCCAUUGCCACAACCACCUCAUCAGUUGAAGUGGCGACCGGAGCGGGGUUACCGGAGGUCGAGGAGCAGCCGGCAUUUGUGUCUGAUAGCGACAGCGUUUUCCCCGACCCUGUGCUGCAGCCAGUGGAUAUUUCUCAGGCUGUCACUGAGAGAAUCAAAGCUCAAAGGCGAUUGGCUGAGAACCCCUAUGAUGUCAGUGCCAUCUGCAUGCUCAGUAGAGCACAAGAACAGGUGGAUGCGUGGGCUCAGUCCAACACAGUUCCCGGUCUCUUCACAGGUUCAACUGGAGCUCAGGUCCUCAGUUCAGAGGAGCUGUCCACCAGUGGACCUCAGGCGUGGCUCAAGAAGGAUCAGUUCCUCAGAGCCGCUCCGGUGUCCGGAGGAGUUGGGGAGUUCCUGAUGAGGAAGAUGGGCUGGAAGACCGGAGAGGGUCUGGGGAGGAACCGAGAGGGAACUGUGGAACCUAUCAUCAUUGACUUCAAGGUCGACCGCAAAGGCCUCGUCGCUGAAGGAGAAAAGCCUCAGAAGCAGACAGGAGGACUGGUGGUGACUAAAGAUCUGAUGGGUAACGGAUGCAUCCACAAACCAAGACACAGCACGCCACAGGGACUGGCAUUCAGGAAGCACCCAGUAUCUGCCCUCAUCGAGCUGUGUAACAAGAGGCGGAUUAUGCAGCCAGACUUCGUCAUGGUUCAUCACAGCGGACCAGAUCAUCGCAAAAACUUCCUCUUUAAGGUCACCGUGAAUGGUGUGGACUAUCAGCCUCAAACAGCCAGUCCCAACAAAAAACACGCCAAGGCCAUGGCUGCUACAGUUGCCCUGCAGGCUCUGGGAGAGGUUCCUGUUGAUGGACCGGGACUUUACACUGGCCCUGUUUUCACUGCUGCUUCUACUGGACCGCUAUUCUCCACAUAGACUCAGAGAGACUGAUUGUAGAACUGAAGUUCAAUUCUGUCUCUUUCUACAGUCAUUGGACUUUGACUCCUUUUAAUAACCAGUGCAUCAUUGCCAAUUAUAACUUAUUUAUAUACAGAGAAUGAAGAAACACUUUGGGAAGUUUACAUAGAGUAUGUUUCUGCUAAAAGUACGGAUUUUAUAACCACAGAAUCACAAUUUGUUUAGUUUUUUUGCUCAUAACGGGCAGUGGUGACAAAAGAAGUCGUCAUAUUAACGGUUGAAGGCAUGUACGUAUGUAUGUAUGUAAGAUACUGAACAUUUAUUCUCAUAUAUGUUAGUUUCUCUGCGAUGAAGAUGGAUGUGUUGACGUAUUUAUUCAGUCUCAAACGUUUCUCUCGGUCCUGAUGUUACAUGUGGCCUGGCCUCGUUUCAAUGGCGUGUUCCUCACUAAAGAGGCCACUCAACUUUAUGGAACUAACCUCAUACAGAUGUGUGUAAACAGAAAUAAAGAUUAUAUUUAUGUUGUUUAAAAAAAGAUGCUUUGUAACAGUGCCUGGUCAGUGUGACUGAGAGGGGAAGGCUGCAUUGGUAAAACUUGACCUUAUUUUGACAUUUUUAAGGUUAAAUGACAACAUUUCAGAAUAUUCAUAUGAUGACCAGGACUGUAUGAGAUUAGCUGAUAUGGCACAUCUCAGCAUGUCUUGGCAACAUUUUGUGAUUCUUCUAAAAAGCAGUCAAAACUUGACAAGGUAAACAAAAAUGUUAACUAAUGGAUCAAGUUUUAAAAAUCCUGCCUUUCCCUUCAUAUAUGUAACUAAAGUCAUGAGUUUUUAAGACGGGGAAGAGAUGACUUUUUCCUGUUCACUCAAGUGUGUUUUUUUUUCAGCUGCAGUGAUGAGAGAGAAUGUGAAGCCCUUAUUCCAGACACCAGCAGGGGUCACUAUUGCACUGAAAUCACCAUCAUGCUUCAUGCAAACACUGCCAGAUGUGUUUGAUAAGACCAAGCAGUGAAGCGGAGUGUCUGCUGUAGUUGGCAGGUACUUUACUCUUCACUUACUCAUCUGUCUUGAAGAAAAAUCUUGUUUAUUUCCACAGAUUAUGAACAAGUUUUAUCAGUGGGCAGGAAGAGUUCUGCAAGUUUGAGCAAGAAUUUCCUGUAGUUUUGAAGGAAAAAUGCAAUAUGAAAAGCAACAACCAAUACUUUAAAUGCUGAAGACGUCUCUUUUUGAUUAUAUUUAUCCUGACAGGACAGAGUACUGUGUCGGGAUUAUUUGUCAAUUGAACACCUGUAAACUUGUAAAGCUGACUAAGGAAAGAUCUCCAGUGGAGAUUUUCUUCAAGAACAGUCAAGCAUUAUUGAUAUAGCAUAUUUCAUAAGCAUCCUUUA